AUGACCGUCAGAGAUGCUUUGAAUUUGGCACUCGAAGAAGAAUUUAUCCGUGAUGAUCGCGUUUUCCUAAUUGGUGAAGAAGUUGCACAGUAUAAUGGUGCAUACAAGGUUUCCAAAGGUCUCCUAGAUAAAUUCGGUCCGAAACGUGUGAUUGAUACUCCCAUAACAGAAGCGGGUUUUGCCGGUUUGGCUGUUGGCGCAGCAUUAUCUGGUCUGAGACCAAUUUGCGAAUUCAUGACAUUCAAUUUCUCAAUGCAAGCUAUCGAUCAUUUGGUCAAUUCGGCUGCCAAAGUUUGUUAUAUGUCCGGUGGCACCGUAGAAUGUCCAAUAGUUUUUAGGGGUCCUAACGGAUACGCAAUAGGCGUAGCUGCUCAGCAUUCUCAAGAUUACGCUGCGUGGUAUGGUGCUAUUCCAGGUUUAAAGGUUGUUUCUCCAUGGGACAGCGAAGAUGCUAAAGGACUAUUAAAGGCUGCUAUUAGAGAUCCUAAUCCGGUUGUCGUAUUAGAGAACGAACUUCAAUAUGGUGUACCAUUUUCCGUUUCGGAGGAAUUCAUGUCACCUGAUUUUCUAUUGCCAAUCGGUAAAGCAAAAGUUAUAAGGGAAGGAAAGGAUGCAGAAGAGGGAAUUUCAGUUGAGAUAAUUAAUCUAAGGUCUAUCAGACCAUUAGACGUUGACACGAUUGUUAAUUCGGUCAAGAAAACAAAUCAUUUAGUAUCUGCGGAAUCCGGAUUUCCGCACUUUGGCGUUGGUAGCGAGAUUUGUGCUUUGGCAAUGGAAACUGAAAUAUUUGACAACUUAGAUGCUCCAGUAGAAAGGGUGACGAGUGCUGAUGUUCCCAUACCAUAUGCGGAAAACUUGGAAUCUUUAACCUUUCCAAACUCUGAAGUUAUAGCAAAGGCCAUUAAGCGUAGUCUAUACAGCAAAGGUAGUUAA
Messenger RNA from Acaulospora colombiana, 933 nucleotides. The record is from the annotation of a GenBank genome assembly. NCBI's taxonomy places the organism in Eukaryota, Fungi, Glomeromycota, Glomeromycetes, Diversisporales, Acaulosporaceae.